This is a messenger RNA of Saccharomyces mikatae IFO 1815, 3813 nucleotides long. It is a transcript of the gene SEC31, whose product is annotated as Sec31p. Gene Ontology annotation, cellular component: endoplasmic reticulum exit site; COPII vesicle coat. Gene Ontology annotation, molecular function: structural molecule activity; protein binding. The transcript has a single exon. The record is from RefSeq and is a predicted model, not a curated record. Gene Ontology annotation, biological process: endoplasmic reticulum organization; intracellular protein transport; endoplasmic reticulum to Golgi vesicle-mediated transport. Lineage: Eukaryota; Fungi; Ascomycota; Saccharomycetes; Saccharomycetales; Saccharomycetaceae. Bases 1 to 3813 code for a protein of 1270 amino acids.
AUGGUCAAACUUGCUGAGUUUUCUCGAACAGCCACGUUUGCGUGGUCACAUGAUAAAAUUCCAUUGUUGGUCUCUGGUACUGUCUCUGGUACCGUGGAUGCCAAUUUCUCCAGUGAUUCGUCUCUCGAACUGUGGUCACUGCUGGCCUCUGAUUCAGAGAAGCCUAUAGCUUCCUUGCAAGUGGAUUCCAAAUUUAACGAUUUAGAUUGGUCUCAUAAUAACAAGAUUAUUGCUGGUGCUCUGGAUAACGGUAGUUUGGAACUUUAUUCUACUAAUGAAGUAAAUGACGCUAUUAGCUCCAUGGCCAAGUUCAGCAACCAUUCUUCCUCCGUGAAGACGGUAAAAUUCAACGCAAAGCAAGACAACGUUCUUGCCUCCGGUGGCAACAAUGGUGAAAUUUUUAUUUGGGACAUGAAUAAAUGCACUGAAUCGCCCGCCAAUUACACACCAUUGACCCCGGGCCAAUCGAUGUCGUCUGUUGAUGAGGUCAAUUCCCUGGCGUGGAACCAAUCUUUGGCCCAUGUUUUUGCAUCUGCCGGGUCGUCUAAUUUUGCAUCUAUUUGGGAUUUGAAGGCUAAGAAGGAGGUUAUUCAUCUAUGUUACACUUCUCCUAACUCAGGUAUCAAGCAACAAUUGUCCGUUGUUGAAUGGCAUCCAAAAAACUCUACAAGAGUGGCAACCGCUACUGGUAGUGAUAACGACCCAUCCAUUCUUGUCUGGGAUUUAAGAAAUGCCAAUACACCAUUGCAGACUUUGAACCAAGGUCACCAGAAGGGCAUCUUGUCUUUAGAUUGGUGUCAUCAGGAUGAAAACCUAUUAUUGUCCAGCGGUAGAGAUAACACCGUCUUGUUAUGGAACCCUGAAUUAGCGGAACAAUUAUCCCAGUUUCCAACUCGUGGAAACUGGUGCUUCAAGACCAAGUUUGCACCAGAGGCACCCGAUCUAUUUGCCUGUGCAUCUUUCGAUAAUAAGAUUGAAGUACAGACAUUGCAAAACCUUACAAACACUCUGGAUGAACAAGAAUCUGAAACCAAGCAACAAGAAUCUGAAACUGAUUUCUGGAAUAAUGUUUCUCGUGAGGAAUCUAAGGAGAAACCAAUUGUUUUCCAUUUACAAGCACCAUCUUGGUAUGGAGAACCAUCUCCAGCUGCUCAUUGGGCCUUUGGUGGUAAAUUAGUUCAAAUUACUCAGGACGGUAAAGGCGUUUCGAUAACAAAUCCAAAAGUUUCAGGUUUAGAGUCAAACACUACUUUGAGUGAAGCGUUGAAAAGUAAGGACUUCAAACCAUUAAUAAAUCAAAGAUUGGUUAAAGUCAUUGAUGAAGUCAACGAAGAGGAUUGGAAUUUAUUAGAAAAGUUAUCAAUGGACGGCACUGACGAGUUUUUAAAAGAGGCUUUUGCAUUUGACAACAAUGAGUCUGAUGCACAAGAGGAUGUGGAUAAUGAGAAAGUGGACGAUGGAGAAGAAUUUUUUCAACAAAUUGAAACCAGUUUUCAACCCGAAGGCGCUUUCUCUUUGGCUGAUAAUGUCGAACAAACUAUUUCCAAGAACUUAGUUUCUGGUAAUAUUAAGAGCGCAGUGAAAAACUCUCUAGAGAACAACUUACUAAUGGAGGCUAUGAUGAUUGCAUUGGACUCAAAUAACGAGAGAUUAAAAGAAAGUGUCAAGAAUGCCUACUUUGCAAAGUAUGGAUCCAAAUCAUCCUUGUCUAGAAUAUUGUACUCCGUUUCUAAGAAGGAAGUAGGCGAUUUGGUUGAUAACUUGGAUGUCUCCCAGUGGAAAUUUAUCUCUAAAGCUAUUCAAAACUUGUAUCCAAAUGAUGUUGCCCUGAAGAACGAAAUGUUGAUCAAGUUGGGUGAUAGAUUAAAGAAUAAUGGACAUAGACAAGAUUCUUUGACCUUAUACUUGGCAGCCGGAUCGUUAGAUAAAGUAGCAUCGAUUUGGUUAGCAGAGUUUCCAGAUUUGGAAGAUAAACUGAAAAAAGAUAACAAAACUAUUUAUGAAGCUCAUUCCGAAUGUCUAACUGAGUUCAUUGAAAGAUUUACCGUUUUCUCCAGCUUCAUCAAUGGCAAUUCGACCAUUAAUAAUGAGCAACUAAUUUCUAAGUUUUUGGAGUUUAUCAAUUUAACUACUUCCACAGGAAACUUCGAACUAGCCACUGAGUUCUUGAACAGUUUACCAAGUGACAAUGAAGAAGUUAAGACGGAAAAAUCACGUGUCUUGGUUGCUUCUGGUAAGUCAUUAUCCCCACAAAAUCCAGUAACCGCAACAACGACAAGCAAGGCUAAGUAUACAAACGCCAAGACUAAUAAGAAGGUCCCAGUAUUACCAACCCCUGGAAUGCCUUCCACUACGUCUAUCCCUGGUGUGCACGCACCAUUCUACGGCACAACUCCAGGCGCAUCUACAGGCGCUUUACCUCCAAAUUCGUACGCUCCAGCCGCUACUACUGGUGCUCCGGUCCAUACGGAAGGUAAGUAUGCACCAUCUCAACCUUCAAUGAUGACACCUUUUGCCAACAAAACAAAUAGUUUCACCAGAUUGAAUUCAUUUGCUCCUCCACCUAACCCAUAUGCCACCGCUGCAACAUCUGCUGCAACCGCAUCUACUACCUCAAUACCUCAAAGUGCUUUCGCUCCAAUACAACCUGGUAUGCCUAUUAUGAGCGAUUUUAACGCUCCAUCUAGCUCCAUUCCUUCACAACCACCAAUCAGUGCUAUAUCGGGUCAAACGCCACACCUAAACCGUAAGGCCAAUGAUGGUUGGAAUGACUUGCCUCUAAAGGUCAAAGAAAAACCAUCUCGAGCCAAAGCUGUAUCAGUUGCACCACCAAACAUUCUAUCGACACCAACGCCAUUAAACAGUGUUCCUGCACAUGCUGCUAAUACUAUGCCUCCUCCACCACUUUCAAGAGCUCCUUCUUCUGUGUCAAUGGUAUCACCACCUCCUCUACACAAGACUUCUAGAGUUCCAUCUUUGGUUGCAACAUCUGAGUCACCAAGGGCAUCUAUUUCAAAUCCAUAUGCUCCUUCUCAAUCAGCACAACAACCUCUAAUGGGAACUUCUUCUAUAACAAGCCAAACUUCAAACGCUCAAGCAGCUAAUCCAUAUGCCCCCCCACCACAGCCAAGAGUAGCAACGCCAUUGCUUGGGGCCAUACCUCCAGCCCCUUUAUCAAAGGCCUCUAACCCAUAUGCACCAACUGCAGCUACUCAACCUAAUGGGUCCUCUUACGCCCCAACAAGUGCAUAUGCUAAUACACAUACUGUGACCUCUCCUCCACCUAUCUCCAAUAAGCUUCCAGCUGGACCACCACCAAUCAGUAUGAAGAAAAGAAGCAAUAAAUCAGCCAAUAUAGAUCAAAAGCCAUCUCAAGCUGAAUCCUAUCCCCCAACACUUUCAAGUUCGGCCUCUCCAUUGCAGACUUCUCAACCGCCAACAUUGGCUUCUCAGUCCAAUACCUCCACUGAAAAUGUCAGUCGUGAAGUCCCCGCAGAUCAACAACCCAUUGUUGACUUCCUGAAAGGAGAAUUAGCUCGCGUAACCCCAUUGACCCCAAAGGAAUAUUCCAAACAAUUGAAGGAUUGUGAUAAGAGAUUAAAAAUUCUUUUCUAUCAUUUAGAAAAGCAAGAUUUAUUAACUCAACCAACACUUGAUCGUUUACAUGACCUGGUCGCACUAAUGAAAGAAAAGAAAUACAAGGAAGCUAUGGCCAUCCACGCCGAUAUUGCAACAAACCAUGCUCAAGAAGGUGGUAACUGGUUAACAGGAGUAAAGAGGUUAAUUGGCAUAGCUGAAGCGACUUUGAAUUAG